Molecule: messenger RNA, 1189 nt
Organism: Portunus trituberculatus (swimming crab)
Lineage: Eukaryota; Metazoa; Arthropoda; Malacostraca; Decapoda; Portunidae
Exons: 4
Coding region: 33-443 (136 amino acids)
Source: RefSeq, a predicted model, not a curated record
GUCAGUCGAGAUCUGUCAGACGAACCGGUAACAUGAAGACCUUCCUGCUCCUUCUUGCUGUGGCGGCGGCUGCUAACGCCCAGAGCGAGGCGUGGUGUCGGUGCGCGGCCUUCAUCACCUACAACCGCAACGAGAUGAUGGUCCACGAGGCGCCGGAGAUCCCCAUUAACUCCUGCGAUGACGCCAACCAGUGCAAGCAGAAGUGUGUCGCUGAGAUUAACGAGGUGAGCUAUGACGGGGAUCUGUGGCACAUGCUAGAGGAUGGGUACACUGUGGGCCAGCAUGUCUGUACCGAGCUGGCUGACAGAUUCGUCUUCUUCGUCGUGGGACACAAGGUGUACGGGUACUACGAGGUGUGCGGCGGUGCGUGGCAGUACACAGGUGUUGCAAGCACCACCAAGCUGUGCUGCAAUGGUGGCCAACACUCUCACUGCCUGGACUAGACUUAACAACACCAACACCACCUCCACCGCUACCACCCUGACAUUACCAGCUGACCAUACCCCUUCCCCUCCUACCCCACCCCUUCUCUCUCUCUAUCUCCCUCCCCCCCCUCUUUCAACACCGCUGACUCCUUAUAAGGGAUUCUAACAAGGAUUAAUUUGGUGUGUUCUAUUUAAUCAUUUUUAUUUAUCGUAUUUAUUUCUUUAUAUUUCUGUGUUAUAGUUUUGAGUGUUUUACUGAAAUGUUACUGGUUUUUCAUUAUCUAUCGCUCAGAUGUUGAAAUAGACGUAACAUUUUGGUUUUCUGGACGCUCAUUUGACACCGGCAAUGCGGAAAUAUUAACAUAACAUUAUUUUCAUUAUUUUUCUAAGUCAAAUGAGUGUUUAUACAAUUGGAAACUCUUAAAUAUUAGCGUUUUUUCAUAUUUUAACACUCAUUUAAGCACGAAAUGUUAAGAAACAGCAAUUAUUUUAUCUUUCUGAGUCAAAUGAGUGUUUAUAUCAUUGAAAACCAUUAAUAUUAGCUCAGUUUCAUAAUUCAACGCUCAUUUACUCACGAAAUAUUAAGAAAACACCACUACUCCAUUUUUCUGAGUCAAAUGAGUGUUGGUAAUAAAGAAAAAGCUGAUAUUUUAAUACUUUUCUAUAUUUAAACUCUCAUUUGACUGUCAGAAGAGCAAGAUCAACAACAUGUCAACCACCAUCGCUGUCCAUUUAUGUCUGUGUUUCAAAGCAAUAAAGAAAAA